AUGGAUGGGUUUCCCCGUGCACGGAAGAGAUCCUAUUCAAGCAUCGAUGAAAUUGAACAGGGUGAGCAGGUUGCGCCAACGGAUCUGCUGUCGUCGGCGCCUACGUCAAAGUCCAGUCCUCUACCACAGAGACACGACUCUUCGAGUCUCAGCAUGAAGACGCCGAUGCCGACGCCAAUGCCUCUACAUCACCCAACCGCCGGCUUGCUCAGGACUCAGUCGCCCUUGGUGGGACAACAUCUAUUGUCGAUGCCCAUUUACUUCCAUCGGGCGUCAACAAACCCCCUGGCUCGGAUGACUCUCAAUGCACCUCUCCCUCACUCUUACGGCUCGUGUGUGAGUCUUGAUCCGGCUUCUCUUUCCCCGAUCCCAGACCCGGUCGCCGUCGCAGAAAUCAAACGCCUGACCCCUGAAGUUCUCAAGCGAGCUGGGUACAAAGAUUUUGCUGAAAUGGUCGAAGCGUUGAUGGCAGACGGGCCCGGCACGACUCCACCCUCACAUGAAGUAAAGCCACCAGCGCUGGCAUCGGAUCAAAUCAACGGUGGCAUCUCGCGAGGGUACACGGUGGAAAUGGCAGGAGCAGAGUUCGACGCCUUCUUGAGUCAGAUGACGGAGGAAGAUCUCAAGGAUACUCCUGUAAUAGGGGAGCAUGUCGAUCCAGAAAGCAGUAAAUGA
Molecule: messenger RNA, 675 nt
Organism: Cladophialophora psammophila CBS 110553
Lineage: Eukaryota; Fungi; Ascomycota; Eurotiomycetes; Chaetothyriales; Herpotrichiellaceae
Exons: 1
Coding region: 1-675 (224 amino acids)
Source: RefSeq, a predicted model, not a curated record